GAGGAGAAAAGGCGUUUCAUCCUAACACACACACACACACACACUGGAGACCCGUCUACGACACACACCGACUGAUGCCCGCGGUGCGUUAAAAGCGUUUUAAAGCUCCGGUUGACGGAGAACCGCGGACUUACAAACACACAAUGUGGAUUCACUCUGUUUUAUCUCUGAGGAACUGAAAGAAGACGAGGCAGGACGAGCGGGGUGCUAGAGGGAGUGAUGUCUGCAGGCGAGGAGGAGCGAGAUGGUGAGGCGGCAGCGCCCGUGUACGUGUAUGAAUCAAAGGUCCACUGUGCCAACGUGCUGUUGAGCCUGGAGGAGCAGCGGCGGCAGGGCAUCCUGUGCGAUGUGACCCUUCUGGUGGAGGGGAGGGAGGUGCGCGCUCACAGGGCCGUCCUCGCUGCGAGCAGCCGCUACUUCCUGCAGGCUCUGCUGGGACACAAUGGGUCAGCAGGUGAAGCGGAGCCCAUCAUUAACCUGCCAGACAAGGUCACAGCUAAGGGCUUUGCUCCACUACUCCAGUUUGCCUACACAGCCAAGCUCGUCAUAAGCCGGGAGAACAUCCACGAGGUCAUCCUGUGCGCUGACUUCCUAGGUGUUCACAACUUGGAGGACUCCUGCUUCCGCUUCCUCCAAGCCCAGCUGCAGAACGACAGCGAGCACGCCAGUAACGGGAAGGUGGAAUACAGCAAAGACAUCACAGCUGAGGAUACAGUCUUCUCUGAGGCCAUAUCCUCGAGUGAGUCUUGUGAGACAAGGCAGCAGACCAAUCAUGUAGCAAGUACUGCUCCCCUACCCGCUGACCUUUCUCAGUUUCCCAAGUACAGGAAAUAUCAGUACCAGAUCUGUGAAAAUAAGCACAAUGGAGAAAACCAUGAUGACAUUGAUGACGUCCUUUUGGCCAAUCAUACCUCAGUCAGCCCUGUGAGAUCACAGCUCGCAGACAGCAAUGCUGCUCCACAGAGUCUUCUCUCUCCCUCCCGGAUCAAAGAGGAACCGUUCAUGUUUGAGGAGGAAGAAGAAGAAGAAGAAGAAAGGAGUGGCUGCAUUCCAGAAAUGUGUACCGAGGAGGUGCUGGAGAUGGAGCUAGAAGUAGAAGGGGUUCCAGUAGCACCUGAGCACUCUCCGAGCAGAGGUUCACCCUCCUCCUGCCUGCGCUCCUACCUCCAGAGAGGUGGCCUUGAUCUCAGCUGUGUGCCGAGCACCACCAUCCAGCAGCUACUCACCAACAGACUGUCCCUCAACCACUACAAGGAACUGGUCAAAGACAGGCACAGGGACAAGACAGAGUCCCUGGAUCAAGUCGACCUAAAGAGCGGCAUUGCGGAUGUUUUACCAGCUGGCGUUGGUAAGAGAAUGGAAAGGCCAGUUUCCAAAGCCUCAUCUUCAAAGUAUGAAGGGGAGCUAGACAGACAAAGUGUCAUAUUCUCUUCAGCAGCUGGCGAGCAGCAAAUGUUGGCCCACUCUUACAUGGAAGAGAAGUUCAGGGAAAAAGUCUCGACUCUCAUGCAGGUAGAAGCUCCUUCUUCGGGUCGGUCAUGCCUCAGCACCAGCUGCCCUGUUCCCAUCAAGACAUCGGCCCAGUCCCCUUCUCCGUCUGAGCCCCGGACCCAGACCUCCAGCUCUCGUUCCUCCUUCUCGUACCCGGAGGACGCAGGCAGCGGUAGCUCACCUUCCAGCCUUCCACAGUUUGACUUCUCCUCGUCCCCAAACUCAGGCUCCGCCUCUGGACUGUCUCACUGCCUGUCUGUGGGAGUGGAGCCGAGGAACCCCCAUAGCGGAGAGCUUCUCUUCUCCCAGGGCUGCAACAAGAUCAAAAGUGAACGGGGAUUCGGUGCCAGUGGCGGCAACUCCAGCGACGAAUCAGGAUCGUUCUCUGAGGGAGACAGUGAAAGUGGGAUGUCCAGAGUCUCUGGCCCUGAGGUAAAACUGCCCUUCCCUGUGGACCAGAUCACCAACCUGCCACGCAACGACUUCCAGAUCCUCAUAAAGAUGCACAAGCUGAACUCGGAGCAGCUGGAGUUCAUCCACGACAUCCGCCGCCGCAGCAAAAACCGCAUCGCAGCUCAGCGCUGCCGCAAGAGGAAGCUGGACUGCAUUCAGAACCUGGAGUGCGAGAUUCGCAAACUGGUAAACGAGAAGGACAAGCUGCUGAGUGAGCGCAACCAGCUGAAGGUUUGCAUGUCCGAUCUUUGGCAGAACCUCUCCUUCCUCUCCCAACAAGUUUGUCGGGAGGUGCAGGGCCCUCAGCCGCCUCCCGUCUCCGACAGCAUCGACCUCACAUCAAACCCACCAUCGCCUUCGUCACACCCGGGCUCAUCCAAGCCCCGGUCACCUGUGUCCCAGCAAAGCAACACCGCCUGUCUGUCUGAGGGGGGUCCAGGUCAGGGGAGGCCGCAAGAUGGGCAGCCUGGCGUGCAGAACACACUGGUGCUUGGAUCCACUGAGGAAGUAUGUAGCCCCACUGUAACGGUGGAUUUCUGUCAGGAAAUGACUGAGAAAUGCACAACGGAGGAGCAGGACUGUGCUUAGAGCCUCGGUGGGCGAACAGUUUGGUCUGUUUCACUUGUCUAUACCUUGAAUAUUUGAAGUAUUCUCUUUCUUUUUGUAAUGAUGACACAAGCGUUGUCUUUUCAGCAAUACUGUUAAACAGGUAUUUUUGGACUGGUUACAAAUCAAAAGCACUGGCAGCUUUCUCUCACUUUCUCUUCAUCUCUUCUUCUACUUCUUCUGUCUUUCUCUGUCUCAUCCUGACUUUUCCUUCCUGUCCACUUCCUUCCCUCUCUGGUGCGUCAUGGGAGGUUAAACUCAGGAAUUCCUCAGAAUGUUAAGUAAUGUCCCUGUUAACGUGUACCAGCACUUUAUUUUACAGUCCUGUCAAAUCUUGAUAAUUACAUAUGUACUUACAAUUGAUCUGUGGAAAUGAAUCAUAGAUUCAAUGUCAACAUUUUGGGGAAAUAUGCUUUAUUUUCGUUCUUGAAGAGGGUGAAAGAUUCAAGAGGAAAUUAGUUUUAUGUCAGUAAGACUAACAGGAUGUGGUUAGCCUAGCUUAGCAUGAAGCUUGGAGAAAGGGGGAAAGGCUAGUCAGUCUUUCUAAUAUUAAAAAGAAAUCACCUACUUCAAGAAUUGUAAGGCCGACUUAUGCACAAUGCAUAUAAUUUGUUUAAAGCAUACAGAAAUGCUUUGUCUUGCAAUCUGUGCGCACACAUUUGUAAACAGUACGCACAGUUGUGCAAACUGUGGGCACAAACUGUGGGCACAGUUUACAUUGCAAAUCCUUUCUCACAGAUUGAAAAUCCAACCACACAGUUAACGAACUGGCACAGAUUUGUAAACCAUGCACACAGAUUUGUACACCAUAUGUACAGAUUUGUAAACUGCGCACAGAUUUGUAAACCAUGCACACAGAUUUGUACACUGUACAGAUUUGUAAAACAUGUGUACAGAUUUGUAAACCAUGCGCACAGAUUUGUAAAACAUGCACACAGAUUUGUAAACCAUGCGCACAGAUUUGUAAAACAUGCACACAGAUUUGUAAACCAUGCGUACAGAUUUGUAAACCAUGCGCACAGAUUUGUAAAACAUGUGCACAGAUUUGUAAACCAUGUGCACAGAUUUGGGCUACUUUCACGCUUUAUGCUAAGCUAGGCUAAAAACAUCCUGUCUGCAGCUCUGUACUUCACGAGCAUGAGAUAGAAAUCUAUCUUACAUCCAUCACCCUGAAAAGAAGGAGCAACAAGAGUGUAUUUUUCAGAAAGUUGAACUAAUCUGUUAAACUAUUUAACAGAUAAUUUUGAACCAGUAGUUGUUGAGUGACACAGGGCUAUAAAGUAAACUGUCACCAAAGGUGUUUAAUUGUAAAAUGUUACAUUCGAUGAAACGGUCAGAUGAACUCUCAUUAUGCAAAGUCGCUUCUGUCGAGCUUCACUUUUUACUUUUUAUUGUUCUCAGACAGACGUUUCCACUCGUUUCACAGAGAUGGAAUCAAAGCACUGCCGACCCAACACAUCGUGACGUUGGCGCUUAAACAGAGUCUGAAGCCGAUCACCUGGUGAUCGAAAGAUUAAAGGACCAUACGGGUGUCGCUUUAAUAUUACCGAUGACCAUUUUCCAAAGAAGGACGAAGCAUUUCUACCUAAAUAUUUGUAUUUCUGCUCAGUGUGAGGAGCAAUAUGCAGGAGAGUUAUCUGAGCCGGGGAUCGUUUUACUGAUUCUUCUAAAAUAAUAUUUCCUACUUUCCAAAUAUUUUCUACCAAGGCGUAGACGGUUCCUAUAAACGACUUGACUAAUCGGCACAGGUUAGUGAGGUGAGUCUGUGCAGAUUUAGUCAUAAACUCAUCAAUAAGGACGGAUAAAGCAAAGAUAAUAAAUGAUCGUGUCUCAGCUGAUCCCUGAUAUUUAUUUAUAAAAAGGAUUAAAGCAGGAAACUAUUUCACUUUCACGUGAUUCUCUUCAGGGUUAUAAUUCAUUUGUAAUAUUGAUGUGCAAUAUUUCAUAACAUGAUCAUGAUUUUGGUGCUCUCUGGGAAACUUUCUUUAAAAUUUAUAUUUAUCUUCAUAAAUGUUUUAUUUAUUUAUUACUGCAGAAGUACAGCUCCUCUUCAGACCAUGAGGCCAGAACUUUAGA
Messenger RNA from Labrus mixtus (cuckoo wrasse), 4626 nucleotides. It is a transcript of the gene bach2a, whose product is annotated as BTB and CNC homology 1, basic leucine zipper transcription factor 2a. Gene Ontology annotation, biological process: regulation of transcription by RNA polymerase II. Gene Ontology annotation, molecular function: DNA-binding transcription factor activity, RNA polymerase II-specific; RNA polymerase II cis-regulatory region sequence-specific DNA binding; protein binding. Bases 220 to 2532 code for a protein of 770 amino acids. The transcript is spliced from 5 exons. Lineage: Eukaryota; Metazoa; Chordata; Actinopteri; Labriformes; Labridae. The record is from RefSeq and is a predicted model, not a curated record.